CGCGAGGCGGCCAGGUGAGCGGCGCGCACCCGGCGGAUGUCCCAGCCGGGGCCCAGCGAGCGCCAGGUAGUUGCCAGUUGCCAGCAGAAUGAGCACAGAGAGAGACUCGGAAACAACAUUCGAUGAGGAUUCUCAGCCAAAUGAUGAAGUGGUUCCUUAUAGCGAUGAUGAAACCGAAGAUGAACUUGAGGACCAGGGGCCUGCCAUUGAACCAGAGCAGAAUCGAGUCAACAGAGAAGUAGAGGAAAACAGGGAGACGUUCAGAAAAGACUGUACAUGGCAAGUCAAAGCAAAUGACCGGAAGUUCCAUGAACAACCCCAUUUUAUGAACACAAAGUUCUUCUGUAUCAAGGAGAGUAAAUAUGCGAGUAAUGCAAUUAAAACAUACAAAUACAACACAUUUACCUUUCUACCCAUGAAUUUACUUGAGCAGUUUAAGAGAGCAGCCAAUUUCUAUUUCCUGGUUCUACUUACCUUACAGGCAAUUCCUCAAAUCUCCACCCUGGCAUGGUACACCACACUUUUUCCCCUACUUCUGGUGCUGGGCAUCACUGCCAUCAAAGACCUGGUGGACGAUGUGACUCGACACAAAAUGGACAAGGAAAUCAACAACAGGUUAUGUGAAGUCAUUAAGGAUGGCAGGUUCAAAGUUACCAAAUGGAAAGACAUUCAAGUCGGUGAUGUCAUCCGUCUGAAAAAAAACGAUUUUAUCCCAGCUGACAUCUUGCUGCUAUCCAGCUCUGAACCUAACAGCCUGUGCUAUGUGGAGACAGCCGAACUAGAUGGAGAAACCAAUUUGAAGUUCAAAAUGGCACUGGAAAUCACAGACCAGUACCUCCAAAGAGAAGAUAACUUGGCGACAUUUGAUGGUUUUAUUGAAUGUGAAGAACCCAACAACCGGCUGGAUAAGUUUACGGGAACAUUGUUUUGGAGAAACAGAAGUUUUCCCUUGGAUGCUGAUAAAAUUUUGCUGCGAGGCUGUGUGAUUAGGAACACUGACAUUUGUCAUGGCUUGGUCAUUUUUGCAGGUGCUGACACUAAGAUAAUGAAGAACAGUGGAAAAACCAGAUUUAAAAGAACUAAAAUCGAUUACUUGAUGAACUACAUGGUGUACACGAUUUUUGUUGUCCUCAUCCUGCUUUCUGCUGGCCUUGCCAUCGGCCAUGCUUACUGGGAAGCACAAGUUGGCAAUUAUUCUUGGUACCUCUAUGAUGGAGAAAAUGCCACGCCUUCCUACCGGGGAUUCCUGAAUUUCUGGGGCUACAUCAUUGUGCUGAACACCAUGGUGCCCAUCUCUCUCUAUGUCAGCGUGGAGGUGAUUCGUCUAGGACAGAGUCACUUCAUUAACUGGGAUCUGCAGAUGUACUACUCUGAGAAGGACACACCUGCAAAGGCCAGGACCACCACGCUGAAUGAGCAGCUCGGGCAAAUCCAUUACGUCUUCUCGGAUAAGACGGGGACACUCACACAAAAUAUCAUGACCUUCAAAAAAUGCUGCAUCAAUGGACAAAUCUAUGGAGAUCAUCGAGAUGUUUCUCAACAUAAUCAUAGCAAGAUAGAGCAAGUUGAUUUUAGCUGGAAUACAUUUGCUGAUGGGAAGCUAGCAUUUCACGACCAUUAUCUUAUUGAGCAAAUUCAGUCAGGGAAAGAGCCAGAAGUCCGGCAGUUCUUCUUCUUGCUUGCAGUCUGCCACACUGUCAUGGUGGAAAGAGCUGAUGGUCAGAUCAACUACCAGGCGGCCUCUCCCGACGAAGGAGCCCUAGUCAACGCUGCCAGGAACUUUGGCUUUGCCUUCCUUGCCAGGACGCAGAACACCAUCACCAUCAGCGAGCUGGGCACAGAAAGGACCUACAGUGUUUUGGCCAUCUUAGAUUUCAACAGUGACAGGAAGCGGAUGUCUAUCAUUGUGAGAACCCCGGAAGGCAGCAUCAGGCUGUAUUGUAAAGGUGCUGACACUGUAAUUUAUGAACGGUUACAUCAAAUGAAUCCGACAAAGCAGGAGACGCAGGAUGCCCUGGAUAUCUUUGCAAGUGAAACCCUUCGGACCCUCUGCCUUUGCUACAAGGAAAUUGAAGAAAACGAAUUUGCAGAGUGGAAUAAGAAAUUUAUGGCUGCCAGUGUGGCUGUGACCAACCGGGAUGAAGCUCUGGAUAAAGUCUAUGAAGAAAUUGAAAAAGACUUAAUUCUCUUAGGAGCUACAGCUAUUGAAGAUAAACUACAAGAUGGAGUUCCAGAAACCAUUUCCAAACUUGCAAAAGCUGACAUUAAGAUCUGGGUACUCACUGGAGACAAAAAGGAAACUGCUGAAAAUAUAGGAUUUGCCUGUGAGCUUCUGACAGAAGACACCACUAUCUGCUAUGGGGAAGAUAUAAAUUCUCUUCUCCACACGAGGAUGGAAAACCAGAGAAACAGAGGCGGUGUUUAUGCAAAAUUUGCACCUCCUGUGCAUGAACCUUUUUUUCCAACUGGUGAAAACCGUGCCUUAAUAAUCACUGGUUCGUGGUUGAAUGAAAUUCUUCUAGAGAAAAAGACCAAGAGAAGUAAGAUAUUGAAGCUGAAAUUCCCCAGGACAGAAGAGGAGCGGCGCAUGCGAACUCAAAGUAAGAGGAGACUUGAAGCCAGGAAAGAGCAGCGGCAGAAGAACUUCGUAGACCUAGCCUGUGAGUGCAGUGCCGUCAUCUGCUGCCGUGUUACCCCCAAGCAGAAGGCCAUGGUGGUGGACCUGGUGAAGAGGUACAAGAAGGCCAUCACACUGGCCAUUGGAGAUGGGGCUAAUGAUGUCAACAUGAUCAAAACUGCGCACAUUGGUGUUGGGAUAAGUGGACAAGAAGGAAUGCAGGCUGUCAUGUCCAGCGACUAUUCCUUUGCCCAGUUCCGAUUUCUGCAGAGGUUGCUGCUGGUGCAUGGCCGGUGGUCUUAUAUAAGGAUGUGCAAGUUCCUACGAUACUUCUUUUACAAAAACUUUGCGUUUACUUUGGUUCAUUUCUGGUACUCCUUCUUCAAUGGCUACUCAGCACAGACUGCCUAUGAGGACUGGUUCAUCACACUGUACAACGUGCUGUACUCCAGCCUGCCUGUGCUCCUCAUGGGGCUGCUCGACCAGGAUGUGAGUGACAAACUGAGCCUUCGUUUUCCUCGGUUAUACGUGGUGGGACAAAAGGACUUACUAUUCAACUAUAAGAGAUUCUUUGUCAGCUUGCUGCAUGGGAUCCUAACGUCUUUGGUCCUCUUCUUCAUACCUCUUGGAGCUUAUUUGCAAACCGUGGGACAGGACGGAGAGGCACCUUCAGACUACCAGUCUUUCGCUGUCACUGUUGCCUCGGCCCUUGUAAUAACAGUCAAUUUCCAGAUUGGCUUGGAUACUUCUUACUGGACUUUUGUGAAUGCUUUUUCCAUUUUUGGAAGCAUUGCCCUUUAUUUUGGCAUCAUGUUUGAUUUUCAUAGUGCUGGAAUACAUGUUCUCUUUCCGUCUUCAUUUCAAUUUACAGGCACGGCUUCCAAUGCGCUGAGACAGCCAUAUAUUUGGUUGACCAUCAUCUUAACGGUUGCAGUGUGCUUAUUACCCGUGGUUGCCAUGCGUUUCUUGUCAAUGACCAUCUGGCCAUCAGAAAGUGAUAAGAUCCAGAAACACCGCAAGCGGUUGAAGGCGGAGGAGCAGUGGAAGCAGCGGCAGCGCGUGUUCCGGCGGGGCGCGUCCUCGCGGCGCUCGGCCUACGCCUUCUCGCACCAGCGCGGCUACGCCGACCUCAUCUCGUCCGGGCGCAGCCUGCGCCGGAAGCGCGCGCCGCUGGACGGCAUCGCCGACGGCCCGGCCGAGUACCGGCGCACGGGGGACAGCUGAGGCCGCCCGGCCGGACGCGGCUCCUGCUCGUUCUCUUUUUAAACAGACCGCCGCCGGCUGUACGCGGGUUGGGCCGCCGCGCGGGCGCAGGGCCCGGGGAGACCUUUCGGCCGGCUUGGUUGGCUGCGGCCUCCACGGUCCGGUGACAUUCCUGACAUCUCCCUGUCCUGGGGCGGUUCAGCUCCCCGCCCCAGCUUACAGUGAUAACACCACCUUUCCUGAACACUCACCACCC
Dipodomys ordii (Ord's kangaroo rat) is the source of this 4076-nucleotide messenger RNA. RefSeq names its product ATPase, aminophospholipid transporter, class I, type 8B, member 1 (gene Atp8b1). Gene Ontology annotation, biological process: phospholipid translocation; Golgi organization. NCBI's taxonomy places the organism in Eukaryota, Metazoa, Chordata, Mammalia, Rodentia, Heteromyidae. The record is from RefSeq and is a predicted model, not a curated record. Gene Ontology annotation, cellular component: plasma membrane. The transcript has 28 exons. Bases 89 to 3841 code for a protein of 1250 amino acids. Gene Ontology annotation, molecular function: ATPase-coupled intramembrane lipid carrier activity; ATP binding; ATP hydrolysis activity.